UGUAGCGCGGCCGCCCCCUUUUGCUUUCCCUACGGCCCGGCCAUGACCCUGCGGAGACUCCGGCGGCUCCGGUCCGGGCAGCAAGAGCAAGAGGCAGAGACGGCGAGCGUGGCAGGUUCGGGCGUGCUCGGGGAACGAGCCUCGGCGCUGGAGCUGGAAAAGGCGCUGGCGGCCUCGGGGGGCACCUUGCCCCGCGCCAGGAGGGGCUCCGGAUUCAAAUGGCGCUCUCUUGGCCAGUCAUUCGAGCAGCACAGGAAGGUGAUCACACUGGAGAAGGAGGAGACACAGGCCUUUGGAUUUGAGAUUCAGACAUAUGGCCUACACCACCAGGAUACCAAACGUGUGGAGAUGUUCACUUUUGUAUGUCGUGUGCAUGAAGAUAGCCCAGCCCAUAUAGCUGGCCUGAAACCUGGAGAUACCAUCACUGGCGUGAAUGGGCUCAAUGUGGAGGGGAUCCGCCACCGUGAGAUUGUGGAAAUCAUCAAAGCAUCUGGGAAAGUGCUCCGGUUGGAGACCUUGUACGGCACAUCAAUCCGAAGGGCGGAGCUCGAGGCCCGUCUGCAAUACCUCAAGCAAACGCUCUAUGAGAAGUGGGGAGAGUAUCGGUCGCUGAUGGUGCAAGAGCAGCGCCUCGUCCAUGGGAUCGUCGUGAAAGACCCCAGCAUCUAUGACACCUUGGAGUCUGUGCGCUCCUGCCUGUACGGCACUGCGCUGGCAAAGGGCUCCGCACCCCUCAGGACGCUGUUGCCGGGAGCAGGGAGCACGUACAGCAGUGUGGGCUGCGUCAGCAGCACCACGGAGGACAGCGAGGAUUCGGUUUACCAGACCUGCUUUUUUGACUCUGCCAAUUCCCUGGACGCUGCCCCCACGGCCGCCCAAGCCUCCCGCCCCCAGGCCACGCUAACUCGCAGUGCCAGCGUCAAAUGUACCAGCAGCAAUGGAGCUGCCCGCUUCUGGGACAAGCCAUGCGACCCAAACAACACCUCAGCAACACCGAGGCCCAGGAAGAGCAAACAGGGAAGCUUCCGGAAGAGGUUCUUGAAGUUCAUCCCUGGGUUGAACCGCUCUCUGGAGGAAGAAGAGAGCCAGUUGUAGAAAAACUGAGGAAGUGGGAAAGGCGGGCUGUCUCCCCCUUCAAAGUUGGCUAUUUAUUUAUUUAUUUGACCAUCCUUUGGGUGGUUCAAAAGACUCGAGCUUCCAAGAAGACCUGAAUGCCAGCUGCCUCCCUGUGCUUUACGGGAUGCAGCUCAUGUUGGAUAGAUCUGGCCAUGGACUUGGCUGAACUGCCAGUGCUGAACUGAUUGAUUUUUCGGGCAAUGAGCUCACAGGGGUUGGGAGAAAUGCUGAGUCUUCAAGGAAGCAGGAAGCGAUGGCGGCAGGCAGGGAGAGGGGAUCUCAAAAGGAAGUGCAGCAACUUGUCAGGCCAAAGAAGCACACAGUGAUCCAGCCGCCAUCAUCUGUGGGAGGACAUUGUUGGAGCGGGAUUCCUCUCAGGAAAUAAUAGACCAAACUAUAAAUGCUACUGGAUGGCUCCUUGCUGUUGAGGGCUUCAGCAGCUUCUGAGAAGGGUGGAUCUUGGGAAAUGGAAAACUGCUUCUGGCUCCUAAUGGGCAGGAGUUUUGUUUUGCUUUUUAAAACAAAAUCUUCUGGAAAAUUGGGUGGUCCGGGAUUGUAAAUCGUGGGGUUUGUGUUAGGACUUGAAGGUGUAUUAGCAGAACUGGCAUGAAGUAGCAUUUGAGCUUUAGAGAUUGAGGUUUUUCUAAUAUCAGUAGGAUGUGGCAGCCCUGUCCUGGGAUAAAAAUGGCUUUCAGAGGGUGGGGCCCAUGAGGUGUGGGGUGGAGCUGAGAGGGAGAUGAAGAGGACUGCAGGGUAUGUUACUUCUGGGUGGCCAGUCUUUUCCCUUCCAACCUGCAGGCCCUUCCCUGCCUGCUUCUGAACCAUAUUUGAGAGAGGCGGAACUGUUAAUUCGUGGCAGGCCAGACUGCUGCAUCCAGCACUUUGUCAGCUAUUGCGAUUGCUGUCUUCUAUCAAUCUGGUCGCAGUGUCUGGGAAUCCCCCUCCCCCUCCACCCCCAAUUUGUAACUGUGGUUUUUGUGCUGCCGAUCCCUAUCUGUAAUCUGCUCAAAGAAGCACUCUUAACAAACUGCAUCCUGCCUGUCUCAUCACCUCCAGAGGCUGGUCCCUGCAGCCUCCUGCCAGCCUUUUAAAAAGCCCAGAUGUAGUUUAUACUUGCCUUCCGACUAUUUUUACUGCAGCUCUUAAAAUAGGGAACAGUGGUUUUAUCUUUCAUGUUCUCUGUUGGCACAGACAGCAUGAUGAGAAAGACUUUCUGGCUGCAGAGAGGUAGCACUGAGUAGCACCUCUUCCCUACACAUUUUUAAUUGCGUUUAUUUUGGUUUAACACCAAGGGUGCUGAUCUGAUUUCCAUAUUCUUUCCCUUCUGAACUACAGUUCCUAGAAUUCAUUGGGACAAAAACCCCAUGGCCAGUUACCUCCUUUAUUCUCUCCCCCUUCUGAACUAUGAUUCCCAGAAUUCCUUGGGAAGAGAAGCCCUGGAUUCACCCUGGGUCCUGAAUUCUGUGGGUUGGCCUAGCAAUAAACACUAUUUGUGCUGCCGCCAAACAAGAGCUACCCUGAGAUGAACCCAUUAGGAAAGCCAGCCUGGAGAAUAUAGAUACUGCACUGAUGUCCUAAGUGAAAGACCUCCUAGAAUGAGAGUGAGAAAAGUGGAAGAUGGUGUGGAUUAUUCAGCUACUGGAACUAUUCCUGUAAAAAAGAUGUAUUUUGAAUCAAUCUGCUCUGCUCUCUCUUUGGAGAAGGCCAAGAGUAACAGCGAGCAGAGGGGCACUUUCUUUGUUUUUGCGAUUGAAACUGAACCUUAUCUCAGGAAGUAGCUGCAGGAAGGGGAGGUGGCUGACACAACAUGAGGAGGAAAAAAUGGGCAAAGGGUGCACAUCGACUGGUGCAUCUCAGAAGGAGAUCUAAGUGAAAGUGAAGCAAGACCGUGGAUGGAGGCGGUGGGGCAGGAGAGGGGCUAAGUUCAGCUUACAUAUGCAUAAAAAUGUAACCUGGGUAAGGGGAAAACAAGGCUAAGUAUUUUGUACAGACAUGUGCUCCAAUGUUUCAGAGGUUAAUUUUUUUGGAGAAAUACAUUAAGACAUUUUGCAUUCA
This is a messenger RNA of Varanus komodoensis (Komodo dragon), 3171 nucleotides long. It is a transcript of the gene TAMALIN, whose product is annotated as trafficking regulator and scaffold protein tamalin. Bases 43 to 1095 code for a protein of 350 amino acids. Gene Ontology annotation, molecular function: protein binding. The transcript has 8 exons. Gene Ontology annotation, biological process: signal transduction. NCBI's taxonomy places the organism in Eukaryota, Metazoa, Chordata, Lepidosauria, Squamata, Varanidae. The record is from RefSeq and is a predicted model, not a curated record. Gene Ontology annotation, cellular component: plasma membrane.